AGUGUGUGUGAGAAGUCAAUGCUCUGCCUGCACUCAUUCAACACACACACACCGGAGACUGUGUGUGCACACUAGGGCAAAUGUGUGUGAAUGUGUAUGUGUGUGUGAAUGUGUGUGUCUGUGUGUGUGUGUGCUUGAGACUCUGAAGUCUUUCGGUGUUUCGUCCUGAGAUCUGAGCAGGUGGGAAUGAUAUGAACAUCCAGGAGAGGAAGAGAGGGAAAGACCUACGAGGACAGCAAGUCUUCCUAAGAGCUGAUGAACCGCCUGCGUCCUCACAUGCCUUUCAGUGCUGAGUGUCAGUAGCUCACAUCCGCACCAUCCCAAUGCAGAGGCAGCGGGGCCACGAUUCGUCCGAUACACACCGCGUUAGUGUCCAGGAUGCACUGCUGCGGCUGGCCUCUAUUGUUGAUGCCAGCAGCCUCCGGGCAGCCAUUAAAGAGACACUGGAGGCUGUGCUGCCGAAAGUGGAGAGUGUGUUCGUGUAUCUGCUGGAGGCCGAGUCUCAGAUGCGAUGUGAAGAUCCACCUCAUGACGUCCAUGCGGAAGGCAAGCUCAGGGAGGUGUUGGUGCAGAAGAAGAGAGCAGUGUGUGUCGGUCUGCCAUCCACAGAACUGCAAGAGAAGCAGAGGACAAGCCUGGCAGCACCUCUCCCACCUGAGAAGCGAGUUGUGAUCCUUCCAUUGGUGGAUGAAGAUGAAGACAAGGUUUUGUCUCUCGUCUUGGUUUGCUGCCACCAGUUCACUGACCAGGAUGAGCAGAACCUUAAUCUUCUGGAGAAGCAUCUCAUCAUUGCCUGUAAAAGAGUCCAUAUGAUACAGAAGAGUGUGACCCAAUCCCACAAUGCACCACUAAGUGCAAACACCGCAAGUAAGAAGGAGAAAGACUACAGAGAACUGGACCGCAAGAUUCUACAGCUCUGUGGUGAGCUAUACGAUCUGGAUGCGGCAUCACUUCAGCUCAAAGUCAUCAACUAUCUACAGAAAGAGACCCAGUCUCAGUGCUGCUGUCUGCUGCUGGUGUCAGAAGAUAACCAUCAACUAUUUUGUCAGGUGGUUGGGGAUAAAGUUCUGGAAGAAGAGAUCAGUUUUCCUCUGAUGUUCGGACGCUUUGGGCAGGUGGUGGAGAAAAAGAAAUCCAUCACCUUACAGGAUGUUAGCCAGGAGGAGAGAAGGCAGCUGAGCAGUAUGUUGGGGUUCGAAGCUCACUCAAUGCUCUGUGUGCCCGUCGUGAGUCAGGCUACUAGCCAGGUGGUGGCGCUAGCAUGCACCUUUAACAAGAAAGGAGGGCAGAAAUACUCAGCAGCAGAUGAACACAUGAUCCAGCACUGUUUCUGUUACACCUCCACAGUGCUCACCAGCACACUUGCCUUCCAGAAAGAGCAGAAACUAAAGUUUGAGUGUCAGGCUUUACUCCAGGUGGCCAAAAAUCUCUUCACACACCUCGACGACGUGUCAGUUCUGCUUCAGGAGAUCAUUGUGGAAGCUCGGAAUCUGAGCAAUGCUGAGAUAUGUUCGGUGUUCCUACUUGAUCGUGUCAGUCAUGAGCUCGUGGCCAAAGUGUUUGAUGGUGGUGUAGUGAGCGAUGAUGAGAAGGAGUUCCGUAUCCCAGCGGAUCAGGGCAUCGCUGGUCACGUGGCCACUACAGGAAAAAUUCUCAACAUUAAGGAUGCGUACUCACACCCACUGUUCUAUCGCGGCGUGGACGACAGUACGGGUUUCCGCACACGCAACAUACUCUGUUUUCCCAUCAAGGAUGAGAACGGAGAUGUUAUUGGCGUUGCUGAACUGGUGAAUAAGACCAAUGGUCCAUGGUUUAACCGGUUUGAUGAGGACCUGGCCACAGCCUUCUCCAUCUACUGUGGGAUCAGCAUCGCCCAUUCCCUGCUGUAUAAGAAGGUACACGAGGCCCAGUUCCGCAGUCACCUAGCCAAUGAGAUGAUGAUGUACCAUAUGAAGGUGUGUGAGGAGGAGGUGAGCCGCUUGCUGAUGAGAGGACUUCAGCCUGUUCACAGCAUCCACUCGAGCUUCUCUCAGUUCACCUACACACCCCGCUCCCUGCCUGAUGACACCACGCCCAUGGCAAUCCUGAGCAUGUUUGAGGAUAUGGGCUUUAUAAACACCUAUAAGAUUGACUUAAUAACUCUGGCCAGGUUCUGUCUGAUGGUGAAGAGGGGCUACAGGGAUCCGCCCUACCAUAACUGGAUGCACGCAUUCUCUGUCUCUCACUUCUGUUACUUGCUUUACAAGAACCUGAAGCUCAACAACUACCUCGAGGACAUUGAGAUCCUCGCACUCUUUGUGUCCUGCAUGUGCCAUGAUCUGGACCACCGAGGAACAAACAACUCCUUCCAAGUGGCCUCGAAAUCUGUUCUUGCAGCCCUUUACAGCUCAGAGGGAUCAGUUAUGGAGAGACAUCACUUUGCUCAGGCCAUCGCCAUCCUGAACACACAGGGCUGCAACAUCUUUGAGAAGUUCUCCAGAAAGGACUACCAGAGGAUGCUGGACCUGAUGAGGGAGAUUAUCCUGGCCACUGAUUUGGCUCAUCACCUGCGCAUCUUUAAAGACCUGCAGAAGAUGGCAGAAGCUGGAUACAAUCCAAAAAGCCAGACUCACCGCAGCCUGCUGUUGUGCCUACUGAUGACCUCUUGUGACCUCUCGGAUCAGACCAAGGACUGGAAGACCACUAGGAAGAUUGCUGAGCUGAUCUACAAAGAGUUUUUCUCUCAGGGUGAUCUGGAGAAGGCGAUGGGGAACAGGCCCAGUGAGAUGAUGGACAGGGAGAAGGCGUACAUUCCCGAGUUACAGAUCAGCUUUAUGGAACACAUUGCAAUGCCCAUCUACAAGCUGCUGCAUGAGAUUUUCCCGCGUUCAUCAGAACUCUACGAGCGUGUUGCAGCGAAUCGCGAGCAGUGGACCAAAGUUUCGCACAAGUUCAACAUCCGUGGUUUACCCAGCAACAACUCACUGGACUUCCUGGACGAGGAAUACGAGCUGAUGCAGGCACAGGGAGCGUUCGGUGAGGACGGUCACCGCAUGAACGGUUGCCUGGACGACGAGUGCAGCAAGACGGACCAGUGAAAUGUUUGGAGUGUGAAACAGGUAGACAUUACGCCUUCGUGACGUCUACGAGAGGACGGCGUGGUAAACUGGGACGUGUUUGGAUGACCGUCGAGACACUGGAGUUUUGAUGCUAGAGCUGAUAUGCUGCAGAUAAUGAUGUCAUUUCCUGCCAUUGGAACCAUUUGUGCAAGCAGAACACUUCACUUGUCGUGGGGCCGGAGGCAGAGCCUCGUGAUCUCUUGUCGAAUAUUUCUUGAGAUAUGUUCUUUAAUUAUUUACUUAAUGUUUUGAUAGCUGAACAAAGCCUGAGUGUUUGAUUUUAUACAUAUUUUCUGUCCCGCUGUAAACAUUACAAACGCCAUCCAAAUGUAUAGGAGUGAGUUUUGAAAUGUCAUCGUCGCAAGCUAGCUCUUUAAUUUUACACACAGAAUUGUUUCGUUUUCUUUUUGUAAAGACAAUCAACCCGUACAAGUCCUUUUACCUCCCUUUUCACAUCCUCAUGAGGUGAGAGUGUAGUGAAGGUCAACACACCCAGAGCGUCACUAAAACAUUCACACUUGUCACGUCAACAAGCUGAUUGUCGACUUUUGUCCCAGAUGUUCAAAUCUUUCUCCUCCAAAAGGCUGCAGAAAGUUUGGCCUCGAUCCCUCGUCCGGUCACGACUCAGUUCAGCUUAAAACUCUCAGAUGCACUCGUUUUUCCCUUCAGAAUUCCCACCCGAGCUCCAGCUGGAACAGCUUUGUUUAUGAGAUGAGAGAUUUAACCUGCUUUAACUGUGGAGUUCAGUGUUUAUCGUCACCAUUUGACCCAAAGACUGCUAGUUAAACUGUGUCUGAUGAAUUUAAGGCCACUUCAGUACAAAUCUCCUUACUUUUGGGAACCAGCCGAGGUCCGACUUCUUGUACAUAUAACGUUAUCAGAGGAAUAUUAAGGGCUACGGCGCUUUCCGAGGCACGUGAAGAGGUUUAUUUCUCAGGCGGAAAACAGAAUUAUGUAUAAAUAUGGAUUUGCCUUAACACAUAUGUGUUGCCUUUCUGAGUAAACACUGUAUAUACACACACACACACACACACACACCUCAGUGUGUACAGGCGUGUUAACAUGGGUAUGUAAGUCUAAAACCCCCAGGACAAAUAGGAUUAUGAAUUAGAUUGCAGUAAUAACAGCUCUGUGUUUCCACAGUGUCUGAUUAAAUUGAAUGGUUUUGGAUAAACCAGCAUCUUGUGUAUAUAUAUAUAAAUAUAUAUAUAUAUAAAGAAAUGAAAAGAAAUCAAAUUGAAUUCUGUCUAAAAAGAUUUUAAGUAAAUAAAUUUUUAAAAAAGGCAGUUUUACAAAUUGUGAGAAGAAAAACAAAAGUAUUUGGUUAAACUCUACUUAAAGGAUCAUUUACUUUUAGAAUCGUUAGCUUGAACAUAAUUAAAGGGUGCCAAGACUUUCUCACCUCCGUCAACACGGCUGCCACGUCAGCUUUCCACACGUGAUUUACUACUGAAAGCCACAAAACCAGUCGUAUAAAUUAUUUUCUGUACACCAUGCAUGAGCCAGACUUUUUCAAAUAUAUAUAUAAAAAUAGAUAUUUAUUUUAAACUCCAAUAAUUCUAAACAAUUUUCUGUUUAAAACACCGACUUGAAUUUUUAUGGUUUUAAUGAUACGAUCCCGUUUCCUUCACACUGUAGUUUCACACACAGGAUCGUGCGUUUUCAGCUUCAGCUCUCGUGUGCAAUACGUCCUUCCUGCCACAUGUAAAGAUCAUGUUUUUAAACUAUUACUUUUUAUUUGACACGUUUUCUGCUAAUUUCUUCGUAUCUGUAGGUGGAAAUGAAAUUUUCCUUCUGGUUGUUAUUUUGUUUGUUUGUUUUCUUCCUCACUAACACAUGAAGAUUUCUCUUGUGCCAAGCGUGUCACUCUGAAAAACAAGACAGACUUUACUGUACAUAUGAAAUGAAAGAAAUGUUUCUCUAUUCUAUGUAAUUAACAGAUGUUUUAAAAAAAAAAAAAGCGAGAUAUUUUAUCUAUUUAAACAGAGCGUGUGUAACGACAAUAUUGCUGGUCUUUCUUCACUAUCAGUGGUUUUUCUUAGAUUUAGUGGCCUUCCUAACAUUUCUGCAGAAUUCAGAUUUUAAAAAGGUAUUUAAAAGAAAAAAAAAAAAGAAAGACAUUUAUAAUUAGACGUGUAAUGUAAUGUUAGGGCUGCUUACGAUCUUUAAAAAAAAAAUUAAAAAUUGUAAAACUUUAAGCUUAAAGUUUAGCUUGGGUUUAAAAAAAAUUGUAAAAAACAAACAAAGAAACAAAGAAACAAAAAAAAAAACCUCAGUCACAUUAUCAACAUUUCACCUCCAGUUAGUUCUAAAAAGAGAUUAAUAAAUAAAUAAAGAAAAAAAAAAAGAAACCACUGAUGAAUUAACGAAUGUUGUGGGAUUUCUGUGGCUCUGGUGAUUGUUUUCUUUCUGUUCUGUACUGAAGUGUUUUGCUGGUCGUGGCCUCGAGUGAACACUGUGUACAUAAUUGUACAGCUUCGAUCGUGUCUCUGAAAAGGAGAAAAGGUCACUUACAGUUAUCAUAAAUAUAUGAAUAUAAAAACUGCAGUGAAUUUUUUUUUCCCCCAAAUAAAUGUCCUAAAACGGC
Molecule: messenger RNA, 5685 nt
Organism: Tachysurus vachellii
Lineage: Eukaryota; Metazoa; Chordata; Actinopteri; Siluriformes; Bagridae
Gene: pde2a
Product: cGMP-dependent 3',5'-cyclic phosphodiesterase
Exons: 31
Coding region: 324-3077 (917 amino acids)
Biological process (GO): negative regulation of receptor guanylyl cyclase signaling pathway; regulation of mitochondrion organization; positive regulation of gene expression
Cellular component (GO): synaptic membrane; perinuclear region of cytoplasm; mitochondrial outer membrane
Molecular function (GO): 3',5'-cyclic-GMP phosphodiesterase activity; protein homodimerization activity; 3',5'-cyclic-AMP phosphodiesterase activity
Source: RefSeq, a predicted model, not a curated record